Messenger RNA from Aspergillus terreus NIH2624, 306 nucleotides. RefSeq names its product mitochondrial 37S ribosomal protein mS37. Bases 1 to 306 code for a protein of 101 amino acids. The record is from RefSeq and is a predicted model, not a curated record. Gene Ontology annotation, cellular component: mitochondrial small ribosomal subunit. Gene Ontology annotation, biological process: mitochondrial translation. The transcript has 3 exons. Gene Ontology annotation, molecular function: structural constituent of ribosome. Lineage: Eukaryota; Fungi; Ascomycota; Eurotiomycetes; Eurotiales; Aspergillaceae.
AUGCCCGUCAAAGGCGCCACGACCCGUCUCAACCCGGUCCGUCUGCAGACCAUUCCUCAUCUCCGGGUCCGUCGUCCGAAUCAACAUGAGCAGAACCCGUGCGUGACGGUGAUGUCUUCGAUGCUGAGCUGCUGGGCGUCUUCUGGAUACACGGCGGAGGGAUGUGCUGCUCUUGAGCAACAGUUGAGACAGUGCAUGGAUGCACCGAAACCCAAGGGCAACAAGAAGAACACCAUCAACUACCACCUGAUGAGAAUGUACCCCAAGGUCGUCGGCCCCAAGAAGAAGGAGGGCACCCUCGGUUAA